Molecule: messenger RNA, 843 nt
Organism: Leishmania braziliensis MHOM/BR/75/M2904
Lineage: Eukaryota; Euglenozoa; Kinetoplastea; Trypanosomatida; Trypanosomatidae
Exons: 1
Coding region: 1-843 (280 amino acids)
Source: RefSeq, a predicted model, not a curated record
AUGCUCUCGCGGCACGUGCGCAAGUGCAGCCCACGGGCCCUCUGGGUCCGGUGGGGCGGCACAAAAGCCCCUUCAGUGUCGAACCACGAUGUAGACGACAGCGAUCCGCUGAAUACUGUCUUUGACGAGAUCGAAAGCUGCGACACAUCCGUUCAUGUGGAGAGGCGUGAGUGGCCAAAAAUGCCCGAGCCCAGUGGCGCACCAACCAGAGCAUGUAACACUGUCCCAUCGGUUUUAGACACAGAAUUGCGGCUUGAAGAAGCAAAGCAUAAGCGACUGCGGCGUCAGCUGAAGGAUGCUACUGAGGAGCUCGACGCUCUACUGAACGAAAGCCGCCGGACCACAGCCGCUGUCUCGAGUGCCAUGUAUGUACCUGCAAGGGCUGCGAAGACGUUCUUGUCCUCAGCUGAAUUGGUUCAGGAAAAGUCACCUCAAGAGUUCGUAGCACUCGAAAACAGCAAAGCAGAACUGGAUCACCUUCCAGCGCUGCGUCACUCGGGAUGCUCUGCAGUAGUGACUUUAGUGGGAGUUGUUACUGAGUCACCAACAAGCGUCAGCGUAGUGCUUCCAGGGGUGAGUGAGGCAACUAACUGUGUUGAGUUUGCGGUACGGUACGAUGUUCCGUUUUUCCAGGCGCAAACGUCCAUGGGGAUAGUGAUUCGGACAGUUGGUGCAUCACUCUCUGCGUUUGCGAAGGAGAGUGUUGGUGUGGGGGAUGUUGUUCACAUUUUAGGCCAUUUGGUCCCGCUGACAGAGCCGAGCAGCAAGGGCCACUUGUGUUGUGUGUACGUGCUUCCGGCUGGAGGCAACAUGUCUGUUAUUCUUAUGAAAGCUACGUCAUGA